AUGUCGGUUGUUGCUCGUCGAGUUUGGCCCCGUCGAGCGCUCUUUUACACCCCAGGAAGUGACAUGCGCAAGAUUGAAAAGCUGCGAAAAUUAUCUGGGGCUGGCGUCCCAGAUUUUGUCGCCCUCGAUCUUGAAGAUGGUGUCGCUCUAUCAGCAAAAGCCCAAGCUAGGGAAAACAUUGCCAAAACAUACGAAGGACUUCGCUCUGAUAUGCCCAACAUUCAGUUUGGUAUCCGGGUCAAUUCCGUAUCAUCGGGUUUAUUAACCGAGGAUUUGCGCAUUCUUCGCGAGCUAAAGUCGGCGCCAAGCUGUCUCUUGCUUCCCAAAGUCGACUCACCUGAAGAAGUCAGGGAAUUUGUGGAAACGUAUUCGCUGGCACUUGGCAGAUGUCGAUGGAAACUCAAAGCUCCUGUUCCGUUAGUUUCGUUUAUCGAAACAGCGCAAGGACUCCUCAACAUGAAGGAUUCAUUCCAAGCGAUCCUCGACAGCCAAUACAUCAAACACGAAGCUACAGUCUUUGGCUCCGAUGAUUUCGUCGCUUCUAUAGGGGCUCAUCGAAGUCAAAAUGGAGAAGAACUAAUGUACGCUCGACAAAAACUCGUUGCUCACGCGAAAGCUUUCAAUAUCCAAGCUAUCGACAUGGUCUGGAUCGACUUCAAGAAUCUCCAAGGUCUGGAAGAAAAUUCGAGGCAAGGAGCAAAUCUUGGAUUUACCGGCAAGCAAGUCAUUCACCCAGCAAACAUCGAGACCGUCCAACGAGUCUUUUCCCCCUCCGAAGAAAAAAUCCAGUGGGCGACAGAACUUCUAGAGCAAUUCGCCGAACACGAAAAGAGCGGAACAGGAGCAUUUGUCUUCCGUGGCAAAAUGAUAGACAUGCCGCUUGUGAAACAGGCUGAAAAUAUCAUCGUCUCCUCAAGCUCAUCCUAA
Molecule: messenger RNA, 927 nt
Organism: Oikopleura dioica
Lineage: Eukaryota; Metazoa; Chordata; Appendicularia; Copelata; Oikopleuridae
Source: the annotation of a GenBank genome assembly